Molecule: messenger RNA, 2142 nt
Organism: Ustilaginoidea virens
Lineage: Eukaryota; Fungi; Ascomycota; Sordariomycetes; Hypocreales; Clavicipitaceae
Exons: 1
Coding region: 1-2142 (713 amino acids)
Molecular function (GO): oxidoreductase activity; copper ion binding
Source: RefSeq, a predicted model, not a curated record
AUGUCUCGGGACCAUGGCCAUGUAGAGACUGGCCGGGCAGCAGAGCAGCUGCCUUGGCUUGGCCAUGAGACAGAUGGGGACACGGACCUGGUGGAAGACGACCUCUCGUGCUCGUCGUCGUCGUCGUCGUCCAUAGCCGUAGGCAGUCCAAGUACACCACCUUCCUGGAAACAGCAACAUGCCCAAACCUGGCAAUCGCGCAGCUUGUACCGAUUCGGCCUCUACGCGCUCUUGCUUCUCCUCACCGUGUUCUCGCUGGCCGGUCAUGUGUUGAGCUUUCCUCCCAGAACGACUCAAGAGCUGGGGCAGGAAGACGCACCUCUGUCUGACCAGAGUAAAGGCCAUCAUCUAGAUUCCGGUGCGCAAAUCACCUCGGAGCCGGUUGUGCAGCUUCACGACACAAUCCCUCCUGCUCCCCGUUUGAGACGAGGCUCUGAAUACGUCUUGACACCGUCGUGGAACUACGCGUCGGGUCCCGUGGUUCGAGUGUACAACUGGACCAUUGCGCACGCCGAGUUGAACCCCGAUGGCGUCUACCGACCCAUGAUGCUCAUCAACAACCAGUUCCCCGGCCCCCUGGUGGAAUGCAACGACGGCGAUACCAUCACUGUUCAUGUGCAAAACAAGGCUGCAAACGCCACCUCGAUUCACUUCCACGGUUUGUUUCAAAACGGCACCAACCACAUGGACGGCGCUGUCGGGGUGACGCAAUGUCCCAUUGCCCCCAACUCAACCUUUACGUACACCUUUCGUGUCCUUGGUCAAUCGGGUACCUACUGGUAUCAUGCCCAUCACAGUGCCCAAGCGUCAGAUGGAUUGUUUGGGCCUGUCGUCAUUCAUUCCAAGGACGAGCGCACACUGCAAGAGCUGGAAUAUGCAACUGACAGAAUCAUCAUGGUCCAGGACCAUUAUCACAACACCACGGCAGAACUAUUGACCGACUAUCUCCAACCCGACAAGGAAAACAAUGAGCCGGUCCCGGAUAAUCCACUCAUCAACGGUCGCGGAAUGCAAAGGUGCCGAGACUUCAGAGGCUGGCGGUGCGACAGCAGUAGCAACACCAGCCGGUCUGUUAUCGACCUUGCCGCUGGCCAACGCCAUCGCAUGCGCUUCAUCAACGUCGGCGCCUUUGCCGAGUUUCAGAUUCAAAUUGACGAACAUCCCUUUUACAUCACAGAAGUCGAUGGGACCGACGUCCACCCGGAGCCCUUUCAUCGCCUCAACAUAUUACCAGCGCAGCGCUACAGCAUCAUCGUGGAAGCAAACGCCACCACGCAAGAUGCCUAUUGGCUCCGAGCCAGAAUGGUUUCGCGGUGCUUUACAACACGAAAUAAACGACUCCAGAGCGAAAUCAGAGCCAUCGUGCGAUACGCCUCGCCCGAGUCCAAGGCAUCGACUCGGGAGCCCAAGAGCAAAGAUUGGCCCGACGUCGCCGAGGUUGUCUGCAGGGACCUCAACACCUCGGCCUUGCACCCUGUCCAGCACGCAGCCCCUCCACCGGCAGACGACUUUGUCAUUCUUCGAGCCAACUUUCAGAUCGGGGCCUGGGCCUUAUCUCGAGGCUUCUUCAACGACUCGUCGUGGCGUCCAAACGUGACUCACCCGUCCCUGCAUCGAUUUCUCGACGCUGGGGCGAGACUCGCCUCCCCUGACGCUCCUGUGGCUGUCAACGACAGGGUGUUUGAAAGGAGCCGCGAGUUGGUGUUGCAGACCAAGGGCAUUCGCACGCUCGACAUCUCCAUCAACAACUUUGACGACGGCGCUCACCCGUUCCAUCUACACGGCCACAAGUUCUUCGUCAUGGCGCAAGGCCGAAGCGGAUAUCCCCCUACGGCCGCGAACCUUGACCAGCACAUGAAAGAACACGGCGGCUGGCCUGACAACCCUCUGCGCAGGGACACCGUCACGGUCGAGCCUUAUGCCUGGGCAAUAGUGCGCGUUGUCCUGGACAAUCCUGGGCUGUGGGCCCUGCACUGCCAUAACCGGUGGCACUCCGAGUCGGGCAUGGCGAUGCAGGUGCUCGCCCGGAGCGAGGUGGUCAGUACGUGGAGGGUUGACCCGCAGCACAGAGCCAUGUGCGGCUUCAGGGGAGUCGCAUCCGGCACGCGGCCGGACGACGACACAUGGUCUGGCAGCUUUUAG